Neurospora tetraspora is the source of this 693-nucleotide messenger RNA. RefSeq names its product autophagy-related protein 16. NCBI's taxonomy places the organism in Eukaryota, Fungi, Ascomycota, Sordariomycetes, Sordariales, Sordariaceae. The record is from RefSeq and is a predicted model, not a curated record. The transcript has 2 exons. The coding region runs from base 1 to 693 and encodes 230 amino acids.
AUGCCCGGCUGGCGCGACGAGUACCUUUCAUCCCUCAUGGAUGCCGACCAGCGGAAUCCCGUCAACCGAGAGCUUGUGGAUACCUGCCAGCAACUCUUCGACCGCAUAUCCGUACUAGAAGCCGAAAAGGCGGCCCUCCAACAGCAAGUCGAGACCUACCUAUCGUCCUCCUCGUCAAGUAGCGGCGCCGCCAACAAGCCCCGAGACCGAGACCCGACCAAGACCGAUGCCGCCGCUGACUCGACAACAACUGCGCCGACCGCCGCCGACUCCGCCCUUCUCGCCCGUCUCCGUGUCGAUCUAGCCGAAGCCCUCCGCGCAAAGGGCGAUUUCCAACGGCGCCUAACGGCAGUCGAAGAGGAGCUCGUCCGCUUGCGCACGAAGACGACAGCCGACAACAAGGCAUUACAAACAUUGACGGCUGAGAGGAAAACGCUCACCAUCAAGCUCCGAGACCGCGAGGAAGAGCUGCGCGCCAAGAGCAAGAUGUUGGCGGACGUGCAGGAUGAGUUGCAGGUACUUAACACCCACCUGGAUCUUGUCGAAAAGCGGCGCUCCGAGAUGGAGGCGGAGAACAAGCAGCUGGUAGCGCGCUUCAUGAAGCGGGUUGGGCAGGAGGCGGAGGCCAUGAACAUGGCGAAUGAUUCGACGUCGGGUUCCGGUCAUCGGUCAUCUGGUUCCAGGAGGAGAUAG